AUGCAAUUGCUUGCGCUCCUCGUAGCACUCCCCGUGAUAGCGGCUCAAAGUGAUUACGCAGAGUCGCUCCUGAUCAAGCCGUUACCCCGAAACAAGGCCCUCGCGUCGUUUCUGUUCGAUACUCUGCUGUCGUUGUUUCCACUUACAUACACCAACAGCUCUUCCUCGGGAGACCACGCCAUUCUGUCGGUAGCAAAACACUACCUGACGUUUCCAAAAUCCAUCGAGCCCAUCGUGGCGUCGACCAAUACCCGCCAGUUGCAUUUGCGGUUCACCCAGGGAUGGUGGGAUACAGAAAGUUGGGGCAGGCUUCCCCACAACGGAUCGCACACCGGCGGCACGGGCGUAGAAUUGUCGGCCGUGAUCGAGGCCGGAAGCUUGGAGGAGGCUCGGGCCAGCUGGCUCAAGUUGGCGCUGUCGCUCUCCGGCUUUUUCUGCGCCCUGUUGAACUUCGUAGAAGACUCGUUGACCACGUUUCCAAGACAUGAUGUCUCGGAGAUGGGCGCAGAGUUUGUCACCAGCGCCAACAACAGUUUGUUUUUGAUGCGCGCAGCGCUUCCAGAAGAGCCCAUCUGCACAGAGAACUUGACUCCAUUCCUCAAACUCCUUCCCACCAGAGGCAAGGCCGGCUUGGGUUCCCUUUUGGAUGGCCACAAGCUCUACGACUCGUUGUGGCACUCCAUGAGCAUCGAUUUGAUUACUGAGUGCGACAGUGAGCGGUGCUCCUUGAAGCUCAGUCAGAACAUCGACCAUAUCAUCGACAUCACACGCCUGUUGCGCAAGCACCGCCUGGGAAACAUUCUCAAGCCGCUCUCUGGAGACCAGCUUCGCUGCGACUUGGACAAGAAGUAUGACGACUGGACCUGUUUCCCAUUGACAGAUGAGACCGUGUUCGAGUGGGAUUUCCAGAAGAUCUUCGGCAGAACUAUCAAGGGUGCAUGUUUCCAGGAUGACAACUCUUCUUCAUUGAUCCAAUUGGACCUCAACAACACCUCAUGGUCCGCAACUGUAGAGAAGUCCAAGGGCGAUUCUGUGCACAUUCACGAUGCUGGCCUGGUUGAGAGACUUGAAGGCACCUAUCAGUACAACGUGAAUCUCAGAACUUCAGACUCUCGUGUCGUCAAUGAUAUCGAAAAACCACCUAUCGAGGUGUCUAGGUCUUUGACCGGCUACUCACAAGACAAAGGUGGUAUUCGUGUAAACUUGAAAAACCCUUCGAAAGAAGAAAGUGUCAGAAUCGUGUAUUUCGAAACCUUGCCUUGGUACAUGAGAGCGUAUUUGUACACACUCAAGAAAUCUGGCGGGGGCCACAUCGAGGCUCAAUUCUAUAAGCCAGCUAUAGAUAGAAAGCGCCCAGGCCAUUUGGAGCUUGUCAUAGAGAUUCCGCCAGCAAGUGACUUCACAUUCACCUACCAAUUUGAUAAGUCUUUGUUGAGGUAUGCUGAGUAUCCUCCAGAUGCUAACCAUGGGUUCGCUAUUGCUCCCGCCAUAGUCAAGGUAUUGGACACCCAGGACUCGACCGUGUACCAGAUGAGAACUACGACUCUUUUGCUUACACUUCCUACGCCAGAUUUCUCUAUGCCAUACAACGUCAUUAUUCUCACAUGUACGGUGAUGGCCCUUGCUUUCGGCACGAUAUUCAACUUAUUGACCAAAAAAGUGGUGACUGAGGAGGAGUUUGAGGCAAUAUCCAAAGAGUCGAAGGUUGCUCAGAUCAAGGCUAGAAUCUCAUCUACGAUACUGGCCCUCAAGGGAAGAAAAUGA
Messenger RNA from Australozyma saopauloensis, 1764 nucleotides. Its product is annotated as GPI-anchor transamidase subunit. The transcript has a single exon. Gene Ontology annotation, cellular component: GPI-anchor transamidase complex. Gene Ontology annotation, biological process: attachment of GPI anchor to protein. The coding region runs from base 1 to 1764 and encodes 587 amino acids. The record is from RefSeq and is a predicted model, not a curated record. Lineage: Eukaryota; Fungi; Ascomycota; Pichiomycetes; Serinales; Metschnikowiaceae.